GCAUGUCCCACUUUGUUCGUAUUGCCAAGUAGUGCCAUCUUGCGACCACGAGAUCUGGACAUGCCCAAAUGCAUACUGCUGGUGCUAAGGCUACUGCUCGUUUGCUGGGUUGCUGUGGAUUCCUCCUUCCUACUCAGCUUUAUUUUCUCAAGCAAUUUGCCCUCCCUAAAGCCAACUUUGGUUGGGUUGCUCGUGGUCCCACCUGGACUGUCGCUAGCUCUCUCUGCUCUCUGGGCUACCUUUUGGGUCUCAACUCGCCGUGUCCGGUACUCCAGUCCGUGGCUGCGUGCUCUUUUCUUGGGAGGUAGCUUGCACCUGGAUGUCGCCUGGGUCACUCGCUUGGCGGCUGCGGCUUCCUGGUCUAAUCAUGGUGGGACUUGUUCCGGCGCUCUGCGUUCCUGGUUCCGUUCUCACGACUUCACGUCCGUCCGUCCUUGGGUCUGGCGUCAUCCCGUUGCCUCUGUCGAGGUCGACCUUUCUGUUCGUCCUGGUCCCAAAAUGCUGGCAUGGUGCUUUGUCAAGACCUCCUACGUUUGGUGGCACCGGGCCAGCGUGGCGUUUGCGCUACGUUGUCCGAUGUUUGGUCUGGUGGAGCUGCUGGCAGCGCAGCAACCAGACGGAAAAGGAAAACAAGACAAGGAGAAAAGUGAUCAGUUGGUGCCACCAACGGUUCCAGAUCCACCAUCUCCUGAUGACCCCGAAGCGCUUACCCCUGAACGGGCUGCCAAAGAGGACGCACGACCGGUAAAUCGGUCUCAGUUCCCCCUAUUGAAAGAUCAGAGCUUCUGGCUUGCGGCAGUAGGGAUCCUGAUCCGAACCCGAAUACUGAAGCCACAGUUUCGAAUUUUUGCAGACCAAACACUGCAGCGAGUGCUGGCAAACGAGAAAGAGAUGUUGGUAAGAGCGGCAGUCUUCGGAACCCAACGAAAUCCGUUGCUUUGGCCAGCACAUGUAGGCGCAUCGCUGUUGCGAAAGUCGGUGGUGGCGGACACUAUCGAGACGUCUCCUUUGUUGCCUGAGAGCCAAAGAGCUUGGUCCUGCCCUUUGUGCAAUCACGGGCUCCCGGAACUUCCUACACAGGCCCGUGUCUUGGAUUCCACAAAAUGGCUCAUCGGUGGUGACUUCAACGAGACCCCCAAUGAUAGUCAGUUUGCUGAGUUGGUUCGCUCUCUUAAUGACUUCUGGGUCCAUUUCUGGCAAGACCAUGCUCGUUCUGUCCCGGACUUGGCCUCUCGCACUAGCUCGCUGUUGGCCGGAGCCCGGGUCCCCGAGACCCCUGUGAACAUUCGGUGCCCUACGGGCAUUGAACUGCAAGCCCGGGCCCAAAGCGGUUCUGGUGCCGCUGGACCUGACGGUUGGCUACUGCUCGUUUGUUGGGUUGCUGUGGAUUCCUCCUUCCCACUCAGCUUUGUUUUCUCAAACAGUUUGCCCUCCCCAAAGCUAACUAUGGUUGGGUUGCUCGUGGUCCCACCUGGACUGUCGCUAGCUCUCUCUGGGCUACCUUUUGGGUCUCAACUCGCCGUGUCCGGUACUCCAGUCCGUGGCUGCGUGCUCUUCUCUUGGGAGGUGGCUUGCACCUGGAUGUCGCCUGGGUCACUCGCUUGGUGGCUGCGGUCCUUCGUGCUCGCUUUCGGUCUUGUGAUCCUUCCUGGUCUAAUCAUGGUGGGACUUGUUCCGGCGCUCUGCGUUCCUGGUUCCGUUCUCACGAUUUCACGUCCGUCCGUCCUUGGGUCUGGCGCCAUCCCGUCGCCUCUGUCGAAGUCGACCUUUCUGUUCGUCCCGGUCCCAAAAUGCUGGAGCCUCUUAUCGGUCUUGCUCAACACAAUGUUCGGGAAGGCUGGGGGGCUUGGGUUUGGAAAAAAUAUUCUCAAUGUGGCAGGCAUGAGGUCCAGUCCCUUCCUGUCUCUGAUCAAACUUUUCCUUCUUUGCUUCUUUGGAUAUCAAGAACACUCGUUCGUGGAUCUUGUCCAGUCCCGUCGCUGUCACGGUCGGAUUGGGUGCCACGUUCAGUCCGGGAACUUACUCUCGCAUUCCUUCGUCGUCUCGUUCUUCUGCUUGCCCGUGGGAGUGCGGGGGCAUUGGAUUCUGGGAGCACAUCGCUUGGGAGUGUCCGUCUUGAAGGUUCGAUGCUGGUUGGCUAAGUGCCAAGACAGCAUCUGGAAUACUAAGGAACCCG
Messenger RNA from Cladocopium goreaui, 2176 nucleotides. Lineage: Eukaryota; Dinophyceae; Suessiales; Symbiodiniaceae. The record is from the annotation of a GenBank genome assembly.